AAGUGAAGGGAGAGCCUUUCAACAGGCCAUCUCACCCUCACGUGACCUUACACAAGCUGUGGUGGAACUGCAAAAUUUCACUGUGAUUGGUUGCUUUAUUGGCUUGCUACCAUCAAUGCUGCUGCACGGCAAACCAUCCCCUUGAUUUGGCAGCGGAUUUACACAGCUAUCAGGAAAGGGGGAAGUUACGCCUCUGAGAUCUCCAGAUCUCUGAGGGCAACUUUCUUCGAAAUCAGAGAACUUCCUGAUAGAAGGUGAGAAGAAGACACAAUGAAAUAAUCUUUACCAGGAAUAUGAUCAUCAUUUCAAGAAUCUUCCAAGGGUGUUUCUCUUUCCUUCACGUACUGUAGGUUGUGUAAAGAUGGAGGAUUUGCCUGAAAUGUACACUGUCCUCCAGGGCGAGGUUGCAUCUGUAACCGAAUAUGGAGCAUUUAUCAAAAUUCCUGAUUGCAAACGGCAAGGUCUUGUUCACAAGUCGCACAUGUCAGCAAGUCGGGUGGAUAAUCCGUCUGAGAUUGUUGAUGUUGGAGAAAGGGUCUGGGUUAAAAUAAUUGGGAAAGAGGUAAAGGAUGGCAAAGUCAAGCUUUCUCUUUCAAUGAAGGCUGUCAAUCAAGGAUCUGGGAAGGAUCUCGAUCCCAAUAACGUUGCUCUUGACCAGGACGAGAGGAGGAAACGCAAGUUCAAAGACUUUACAGGGCAAAAGAUAAAACUUGAAGCUGUUCUAAACACAGUUUGCAAAAAAUGUGGAUGUAAGGGACAUUUUGCAAAAGACUGCUUUAUGCAGCCUGGGGGUGUUAGAUACAGCCUAGUUCCUGAUGAUGAGGUGGAACCAGCCGACUGCUCCAGACAAUCUGAAUGUCAACCUCCAAAGAAGAAAAAGAAGGAAAAAGAAAAGAAACGGAAGAAGAGUAAAGACAAGUUAUCUUCCUCCGAGUCCUAUUCUUCUGAGAUGUCAGACUCAGACAGUAGGCAGGAGCGUGCUGAUAACAAAACACUUAAGCAUUCAGAAAAGACUGAACGAUCACACAAGAAGAAAAAGCAUAAAAAACACAAGCAUAAGAAGUCCAGAAAGACAGAUUAAGGAAGAGUAUCUGAUGUAGAAAACCGGAAAUCCUAUCUUUUGUGCUCAAGUUGUUGGUAUAUGAAAUCUUAACACUCAAGGAGGUUGAAAUGAUGUGGUUCCUUAGAAUAAUUUACUGUUUUGCAUUCUAUUUACCCCGAAAUGGAAUCCAAUUUGAAAUACACUCUAUUGUUCUGUAGUAGCAAAAUGUUAUUACAAAAUGAAACAGUUCAAAUAUUUUCUAGUCAAAGCACAUCUCACUGCUCCAACCUGAAUAGUUCAGCCGUACAAUUGCACUUUAAGAUAUUCACAUAGAAAUACUUCACCUUGUUUGUAUAAAAUUCCUUUGCUCACUAUUUUAAUAGAAUUGGAAACUGCUUAUUUAAAAGGAAUUAAUAUCAUCAUUAAAAUACUAGACAGAAGAGUCAGGAAUUUCUUAUGAAUAUAUUAAGUAUUCGUACAUAGCAUCACAACUCCAAGGCAUUGCAUUACCAGUCUACUUCACCCAGUUCACAAUUUUCAAUGCUUUUGUUACAUCACCUUAUCCGAAGAUACAUUUUCUUCAAUGUAACUAUGUAGAUUUUAAUAGGAAUCUUUAGCUUUGAAUUUUGAUUCGGAGAACAGUUUCAGUAAAUUGUUUCUUUUUGCAAAAAAAAAAUCUGUAUUCAGCUACUAGGCAGUUCAGUGGGUUAAGAUACUUCUGGAACCUUUUUGUUUAGGAUUUAUGGGAUGCAAGCUUUCUUUUUCUGUCUAUGAUAAAAUAAUCUAUCUUGGAAAAGUCAGAGAGUCACAACCCAGUUUCCAAUCAAAACCAAAACAUUUGGAGGCGUAUUGAGUAUAAAAGAGAAUUUGGCAACUUUUGCAGGUUUAAAUGCAGAUUAGUAGCUCAACGAGUGACAUUAAUGUUGAUGUACUCUUAUUUAGCUCCUUGGCUAUUAUACAUCCAGCCUCACAGUAAAUAGGCCUACCGAGUGUACGCGUGUGAACUUUUUUCUCUUUUAAUUUUCAGCUCCUUUUAAAAAAAAUUAUUGCCUACUCCAUGAAUGAGGUAAAAAUGAAUUUGCAUUAUUGUAACCCUACUGCAAUAGAAUUUGAACGUCUUACUUCGAAAGAAGUGGUAGAGAAGGUCCAGGGGAAAGUAGUAAUGAUGAUUGUGGGGCUUAAACCUCUUAAGCUUAAGAAAAAAAAGUUGGGAGAGUACAGGAUGCGAUUUAUAUACAAUCGGUGGGAAUGUUGAGCUGAACGGCCUUUUGUUAAUUCAUAUUUAAUGUCACAAAAGACCUGUAAUGAAGGUCGUGGCCUUGGAAUAAAUUGAGGUUUAUUUCACAGUUUAUAAUAAAGAUUCGCUGGUACAGUGUUAA
Molecule: messenger RNA, 2421 nt
Organism: Carcharodon carcharias (great white shark)
Lineage: Eukaryota; Metazoa; Chordata; Chondrichthyes; Lamniformes; Lamnidae
Gene: zcchc17
Product: zinc finger, CCHC domain containing 17
Exons: 8
Coding region: 362-1081 (239 amino acids)
Biological process (GO): RNA stabilization
Molecular function (GO): RNA binding; zinc ion binding
Source: RefSeq, a predicted model, not a curated record